UCGAGACAUUCUUGUAAACAAACCGAAGAAUCCAAAACAGUGUGGUUGGAACUAAAUUUUUAAGUUUUUAACGGCUCUCUUAUCAGCCAAAAUGGCAGAAUCAGACCCAAUGACCAUGUCAAAGAUAAAUUACUACUGUAGGGAAAAGUACUACAGUCAUAUGGAAAAUGUGGCCUCAGAAAGUCUUCAGAAGUUUGGUAGUGAUCCAGUUCUUAAAUUCUUUGUAGCAUUCGCAAAGAUUCUUCAAGGACGAUAUCAAGAAGGUAUACGUGAGCUAGAUGCGUUAAAAGACAAGAGGGAUGUUAAUGUUUGUUCAAUUAUGGCUCUCAUGUUUGCCCAUAAAAAUAGCCCAACAGUUGAUAAAGAGGCUGUAUUAGAAUUAGAUGCAAAGUUAAAAGAAGAAAGAAAACAAGCAGGAGAACUGGGUCUUUAUUUUGCUGGCUUAUUUCUCUUUCAAGUUGGAAAAGUAGACAAAUCAAGAGAAUACAUAGACAGAAUGCUUAAAAUGAAUAUGGAAUCCAAAUUAGGUUUAGUGCUAAAAGGAUGGAUAGAGUUAUCUAGUGGAAGAGAUAUUAAAAAAUCACUCAAAUAUUUUGAAGAUGCCAUGAAUAUUGAUGGUAAUAAAGAUAUAGAUGCCUUAUUCGGUAAAUCAAGAUUUUUAGAAUCCAGACGUAAUUAUAGUGGAGCUCUAGAAGUAGUUAAUCAGAUAGUUGUAACUUUUCCUACCUUUACGCCAGCUCUUGUUGAAAAAAUGAGGUUACAACUUGCUUUACAAGAUUGGGAACAAACAAUUGAAACGGCUCAAAGGGCAAUAGAUCAAGACUUUCAUUGUAUUGAGGCGAUGAAAUAUCAGGUUCUGGCAUUGAUGUGUAGAGAUGGAAAUUUUUCAGAGGCAAGUACAAAGAUAGGUGAUUUAAUCACGUCUGCAGAUAGAUACGAAAGUCACAAUCCACAGCUUUACUGUUAUAUGGCACAAGUCUUUAGUCGUUUGUGUGGUCGUAAUUCCUUGAUUCUACAACAGACAUAUACACUAACAGAGAGAGCUGUCAGUAUUGAUAGUAAUAAUGCUGAUUACGUUAAUGAACUAGGGUAUCAGUUAUUACUACAGGGCAAGGUUAAAGAUGCUAUGAGAUGUUACAGAAAUGCUAUGAAAUUAGAUGAAACAAGUGUUCCUUCUCUAACUGGUAUUAUUAGAUGUCAACUAUUGGAGAAUCAGCUAGAUGAUGCAGCUCAACAACUUGAAUUCUUAACAGAGAUUCAACAAAGUAUUGGUAGAUUGGCAGAACUGUCAUAUCUCAGUGCCAUUCUUGCACAGAAGAAGAAUCAAGGACCAGAAAAAGUGACAGAAUUAUUAAAUGAUUGUAUUGAAGUACAUUUUGCUGGUCUUAAGGGUUUGCCUCUUGGGGUACAGUAUUUUUUCUUAAUGAAUCCUGAUUUUCUACUACAAGUUAUGAAAGCUUAUUUACAGUUUGCUCCACAAGUGCCAGUACCUCCAGGUCAACCACCCAAUCCAGUACUUAAACGUUGUAAUCAAGUUCUUGACCCGUUGACACGAGCUGUACCAGGACUAAUGGAAGCAGUAUAUCUUCUAGCUAAAGUCCGGUUUCUUAGUGGUGAUAUUGAUUCAGCACAGAAUACAUUACAACACUGUCUGGAACAAGAUUCUACAUUCUCUGAUGCUCAUAUUCUAAUGGCACAGAUUCAUCUGAACCAGAAUAAUUUUAAACUUGCCAAUCAAUCUUUAGAAGUUGGAUUAAGUUAUAACUUUCAAGUACGUGAUCAUCCUUUGUAUCAUUUGAUUAAGGCUCGUAUUCUGAAGAAACAAGGUGCUACAGCAGAGGCAGUUCAAACAUUACAACUAGCUAUGGUAUUACCUGGUGUUAAAACAAUUGGUAGAGGUAGUGCACAAGGUAAAAGAACAGCUAAUAUUAACCAGAUUAGUGUCAAUGAUAGAGUUUCAGUAUUUCUAGAAUUAGCUGAAGCUCAUAGACAACUAGGAGAACAGCAUGAAGCAGCCAAGAUUAUGCAAGAUGCAAUCAAUGAAUUUCAAGGUACUGCGGAAGAAGUAAGAAUAUCCAUAGCCAAUUCUGAUUUAGCACUGGCGAGAAAUGAUACAGAGAUGGCUUUAAAUAUGUUGAGAAACAUUACUCCUGAACAACCAUAUUUUGUACAGGCUAGAGAAAAGAUGGCUGACAUUUACUUGAACUAUAGAAAGGACAAACGGCUUUAUGCUGGAUGCUAUAGAGAAUUGGUUGAUAAAUAUCCCAGUCCACAUACUAGUCUUUUACUUGGGGAUGCCUACAUGAGUAUACAAGAGCCAGAAAAGGCCAUAGAGGUAUAUGAAGCUGCUUUACGUAAAAAUCCUAAAGAUUCUGGUCUUGCCAGUAAAAUAGGUCAAGCUCUUGUUAAAACUCAUAACUAUGGAAAGGCUAUAAGUUACUAUGAAGCAGCACUGAAAUCUGGUGGGCAGACUUUCCUCCGUCAUGACUUGGCUGAACUACUUUUACGACUGCGACAGUAUGAUAAAGCGGAAAAAGUUUUACGUAUGGCUCUAGAAUCUGAAGGACAAGAUAUGGAAACAUUGAUGGAGAAUACAAAAUACUUAAUACUACUAGCUAAAGUUUAUCAUAAACAAGAAAAGAUGCAAGAAGCACUGGAAUCUUUAACUAAUGCUAGAGAUAUGCAAGCUAGAGUGUUGAAAAGAGUUCAGAUGGAACAACCAGAUGCAUAUAUGGAGCAGAAACAGCUAGCUUCAGAUAUUUGUCGACAACUAGCCCAGUAUUCCACCAAUCAGCGAGAUUAUGAUAAAGCUAUCCGAUAUUAUAAAGAUGCACUAGUUUAUAAUGAUAAUGACAGUAAGGUGAUGUUAGAUUUGGCAGGUCUAUAUUUAGUAACAGAAGAUUUAGAUGCCUGUCAACAUCAAUGUAUGACUUUAUUAAAAACAGAUAAAGAUAAUGAUGCAGCUACUAUCAUGUUAGCGGAUUUGAUGUUUAGAAAGAAUGAAUAUGAUUCAGCUAUGUACCAUUUUCAGCAACUGUUACAGUUGAGACCAGAUAAUUAUGAAGCUUUAGCACGACUUGUUGACUUGAUGCGAAGAGCUGGUAAACUUGAGGGAGUACCCAAAUUUCUAGAACAAGCCCAAAAGUCAUCAACACGAACAUCUUUAGAAGCUGGUUAUAGUUAUUGUAAAGGUUUAUAUGAAUGGUAUACUGGUAAUCCUACAGAAGCUCUCAAGUUAUUUAAUAAAGCACGGAAAGAUUCUGACUGGGGUACUCAGGCUAUAUAUAAUAUGAUAGAAAUAUGUUUAAAUCCUGAUAAUAAUACUAUAGGUGGAGAAGUCUUUGAAUCUGUUGAAUCAGAAUACAGUAGUAGUUCUUCAGAACGUGAAAAAUUAGACAGUGAACAAAUGGCAGUACGUACAGCAGAAAGAUUACUGAAGGAAUCAAAACCUAAACCUGGUGAUAUCAGACAUAAAUUACUAGAAAAUAUGGCAUUAAUAGCAACUAAACAAAAACUAGCAGUAGAGAAAGCCUUGGCGGCUUUUAUGGACAUAGCCACAAAUGAGAGAGAUCAUGUUGGUGCUUUAUAUGGAAUGGCAGCAGCAUACAUGGUUUUAAAACAGACCCCCCGUGCUCGUAAUCAACUUAAACGUGUUGCUAAAAAUAACUGGACUAUGCAGGAUGCAGAAGAUAUAGAGAAGAGUUGGUUAUUAUUAGCUGAUAUAUAUAUUCAGUCUGGUAAAUAUGAUAUGGCAACGGAAUUAUUGAAGAAAUGUUUGCAGUAUAAUAAGGCUUGUUGUAAAGCAUAUGAAUAUUUAGGAUUUAUUAUGGAAAAAGAGCAAUCCUAUAAAGAUGCAGCUAACAGUUACGAAAAUGCCUGGAAAUAUGGCAAUAAAAAUAAUCCAGUUAUAGGUUAUAAGCUUGCAUUUAAUUAUAUGAAAGCUAAACGAUUUGUUGAUGCUAUAGAUAUUUGUCAUCAUGUUCUAGAGAGUCAUCCCAACUAUCCUAAAAUAAGAAAAGAUAUUCUAGAUAAAGCCAGAUCAAGUUUACGAAUGUGAUAAGAUAUAGACUAUAAAUAAAGAGCAUAUUUAUUUACAUAGAUUUUAUCAUAUGUCAUAUCAUACUUAUACAUUCUGCUUAUUUAUUAUUUGUUAUAUUAUUGUUGAAAUUAUAUAAAAUCAGUGGAUCAUUAACAAAAUACCAUUAAAUUUGAACUCGAUAUUGUUCAUAUUAUCUGGGGUUUUCUGUGAUAAAUGUAGAAGAAUACAUAAUUUGAUGAAAAGGUGGUUGCACUACUAGUAGUAGUACUACUACAGAGCAUUCUGCCUUUUUGUUUGAAAAUGGUAAAUCUCCUUUUAAUGAUCUUUACACGAUAACUGUAUGACAUUAAAGGUGCAUUAUGGAAGAUUUAGAUAAAGAUCUGACCGUUUUUGCUAUAUAGUUACAAAAUAGAUAAUGAAAAAUGUAUAUAUUGAGGAUGUCAGUAAAAUUACUUUAUUGUAAGCAAAGUUAUGAGUGUUUAAAGUUUUGACAAGAUAGUCUGAUUGUCAAGGACCAUUGCUUUGAUAAUAAACAAAGUUUUGAUUAUCUAUUUUAUUUAACAGUAAAUUAUAAUUAUGGCUAGGGUGUUCUAAUCAAUUUAAUAUCACGCCCAUCCAAUGUCUAGAGAGUUGAUUUUGUGAUUGUUACAUGAAGAAAUGUCUGAUUAAUAAUUUAUAUAAAAUUUGAAGCCAACUCAAAUACCUGCAGUAGUCAGAUUUAGCUCUUGAAAGUUAGUCAUAAACCUAUAAUUAAUUCACCAUAUUCAUACAUGAGAUGAGCCUUUAUCAUCACUAAAUAACUUAUCAUCACUAAAUAACUUAUCAUCACAAAAUAACUUCUUAUCAUCACUAAAUAACUCCUAUCCAUUUAUCAUCACUAAAUAACUCAUAUUCAUUUAUCAUCACUAAAUAAAUCAGUUCCCCCAUUUUCAGUGCAAAAUCAGUUAGGUGCACUGGAUUAUCAAGACAGUUUGAUAUGAAACAAGGACAGAUAGACAAUUUUUUUUUUUAGAAGAAUGUGAGCAUGGCAUGUCAACAAAGGUGAUUUAAAAGAAUCAUGUAAAAACUAAAUAAUCAUAUGAUUAGUAAUUGAGAUGAGGAUAUAAAUUGUAAUAAACCAAAACAUGCCCCUCUAAAUGGCAUUAUCAUUUAGAUUUUUUACGGCUUUAUUAGUUGGUCUAGAGAAUAUGUGCAUGACUAUUUAUAUAAGUUGCUACUUGGGUGUUCAGGCUUUGACAGAGCUGUUAAAUUAUCACUUUAGAAAUUGUCAAUGGGACAAGUUGCGGUUUCUACUGUGCAUGACUAUUUAUAUAAGUUGCUACUUGGGUGUUCAGGCUUUGACAGAGCUGUUAAAUUAUCACUUUAGAAAUUGUCAAUGGAGCAAGUUGCGGUUUCUACUCGAAACGUCAUCCUUUUUGUGUAUAGACCAGUGAUUGUUUUCCAUAUAAAUUGUGUUGUGUUUUUUUUUGUAGGUUUCUGGUUGUAUGAUAUUCAAACAAUUAUACAUUAUUUUUAAUUAUUGAUUCCCAAUCAUUUUUGGAUCAGCUAACUGGUCCCUAAUCUACUUGUUCUUCUUCUUAAGGGCGACGCUUGACAUGAAACUUGGCGCGUCUGUUCCUAGGACAAUUGCUUUUUGUUAUGAUGUCACAGUUCCAAAAUUGCUGCAAAGACGUCUUGCUCACUUCUUGGUCCAUAGUAUGCCAGAGAGCUGAUUGGAAAUAAUCUUUUUUUCCAUACAAAAAUCAACUACUCAUGAUGUCAUUUUUGUUGUUGAACACAGGAUAAUGUUUGUUGUUGAACACAGGAUAAUGUUUGUUCACAAAUGUUUGUUGUUGAACACAGGAUAAUGUUUGUUGUUGAACACAGGAUAAUGUUUGUUGUUUUUUUUCUCCACUUUUUAAAGUGAUAAACAAAAGUUCAACUGGGUCUGAAAACCCUAUUCAUGCUACAAACUCAAAAAGUUUGCAUCAUUAAAGUUAGAAUUAUAUUAAUUUAUUUCCGUCCAUAUAUGUUAUAUUUUGUAUGAACAUUAAAAUAUUUGUAUUGUAAAUAUAUGUAUUUUUAUUUUAGUUAAUUGGAUAUAUAAUAAGUAAAAUUUAUGUUGGCUAAAUGAAACUGCAUGUACAUAAUUUGUGCUAACGUUUUCGCAACUGAAGUUGGUCUUCAGGCAUUUAUUAUAACAUAUAAAGAUAAUUCACUCAGCUGGAUUACCUAGCAUCCCUCUAAAAUCUAAGGUCUAUCAUUAAGGUCUAGCGACAUGAUUGUGAUUCCUAGGAUGCAUGUUACAAGGAUUAAGGUCGAUAGGCCAACCGCAUGACUUUAUAGUUUUUCUCUCCUCCCACCUCUCUCCCACACACACACACCAAUGCUGAAAGCAAAUUAUUGAAAUAAAAUGAAACCAUAUUGAAAUGAAAUGGUUUUUGUCGAGUAGAUGUUAAUAUCUGUUUCUCUCUCUCUCUCGCAUCACUCUAAAACUUUAUCGGAAAGUGUAUUUGUUUAGAAUAGGAAAAUACAAGCCAACAGUGAGGCUGAUGUCCCCUGCCGAAAUCCCAAAAUAAAUAGAUGACACAUAUUAAUUAAUUGCACAUUAAUUUUUUCAAAAGUAUCGUGCAAUCAAACUAUACACUAAGUUAUAUCACUCUCUAUCAGAUAGAACCAAAGUUAUCUUGUCCCAAAGCAUCGACCAAUGAAAUUGAUUAGCUCUGCUUAGCUUCAGUUCGAAAUGUUAAUCAUUGAACUGAGUCAAGACAUUCACCUAAUGAAUAUCAACAUCAAGUUUAAACAUUCUACCUCAAUUAAGAGCAGAGUUUUUAUGUUCCAAGUCUUGACCAAUCAAAUUGCUUAUCGCUCCUUAACCUAAGCAGAAAAUUCUCACCAUCGAACUUAGUCAAGGUAGUGAUAUAAUGAAUCUAUAUUUGGAGUUUCAUCGCUCUCACUUCAUUAUAACCAAAGUUAUCGUGCCCCAAAGCAUCAACCAAUCAGAUUGCUUAGCAGACAAUGUUUAUCACUCUCACUUAAUUAGAACUAAAGUUAUCGUGUCCCAAAGCAUCAACCAAUCAAACUGCUUAUCUCUGCUUACCCUAAGCAGAAAAUGCUGAUCUUCGAACUCCAUCAAGGCAUUGACCUAAUAAACACCUAGCUCAAUUAGAAAAAGAUUUAUUGUGUCCCAAAAAGUGUGACGGACAGACAGAUGGACGAAACCAUUUUAAUAGUCCCCUGCUUUCUUCUAAAGGCGGGGGACAAUAAAUUUAAGAUUCUGGAUCAACCACUGAGCCUUACUUUUUAAUCUUAGCAGGGGAGGGGUGCCACAGUGGCUCAGUGAGUAAGACGUUGGCUCACUAAUUUGGAGGUCCCUUGUUCGAUCCAGGUGUUGGGCGAGAAAGUUUAUCUGGAUUUUCUGGAGAGGGACGGAGGGCCUGGCAAGGGAUAACGAAUAGUCAUUAGGUUGGGACAAAAACCUGAAGUCCCAUGUACAUAUUGGCGUGUACGAAAAGAAACCCUUGACAGUAUAACAGUAGACUGUAGUGCCGCUGUCUGGGCAACAUUUCCCUCAUAGCACACUGUAUGACGUAUGCCUGUCUUCAUUAGCACAGUUUCAUUUCAUGUCAUUUGUUAUCUUAGCUUCUGUAUUACUAGAUACCAUCAGCCCUGGUCAAUUUCUUGUCUUGCGAGAGUAAUAAAGAGAUAAACAGACGAUGUACAUCAAUAUUGUAUUUUUAUAUGUGGUCUUGUAUUGUGAUCAUCUACGUCUGUUCAUAUGUAAACACUCUAGUAUCAAGAGUUAUCAUCUAAUUUAAUGCACAAUGUUGUGUUCAUUUACGCUGAUUACUGUCAGAGUUAUAUACAGUCCUAGAUGAAUUUAUACACAGUGUUAUGUUCAGAAGAUGACAACCUAUAAAUUUUCUAUGAUAAUUUUCAAGAGUUGAAAUGAAAUGAAAUGAAAUGGGGCUUAACGUCCUACUGUUCUGCUCCUAAACUGGGCUAAUGAAGAUGGGCAUACGCCAUACAGUGUGCUAUGAGGGAAAUUUUGCCCGGGCAGCGACGCUAUGGCCUACUCUUAUAUCGAAUUCCAACUGCCAAGGGAUCUUUUACGUGCUCGCCAAUAUGUACACGAGACCUCGGUUUUUCGUCCCAUCCGAACGACUAGACAGAUGUCCUUGUCAGGCCCUCCGUCCUGCAUCACUGACAAGGGGAAACCAUUUCAAGAGUUACGGCCAUUGAAAACCUUAUGAAUGUGAUAGAUAAUCCAGUAAAUAUCGCAGACUAGUGAUAUGGAGAGAUUAUUAUUGUCUGGAUAAGUUAAUUAAUAAUUUAGAUAACAUUUCAGGCCUAAAGAAAGACCUGCAAUUGACAGAUUUAGCAUAAUGUAUGUUUAAGCAGUGGAAGGAAACCAGAGGACCCAGACAAAACCCACAAGGUUGUACUGACAACCCUACUCCUUGACACGUAAAAAGCUUGGAACCGAAACCAUUCCACAUGACUCAAUGACGGACCUUAUGAUAUAAAGCAUUUGUUAGAUAAUUCGGCCACCCAAUCCCCAAACCUGGUAGGGAAAAGCAUCUAGUUUGGAUGGGACAAAAAAUGAGGAUUGCCCAUGCACGUUUAGGUGUACACUUAAAAGAACCUUUUUAGAGUUAGAAUCCAAUGAAGAGUGUGCAGAAAUGCCACUGUCCAAGCAAAGCUUCCCUCAUACCACACUGCAUAUGCCCCACCCAUAUUUCAUUUUAAUUGAAAGCGAACAUUAAUAAUAAGUGAACACUAUAAGUGAGUUUGCUUUAAGUAUUUAUUUAUUUAUAGUCCAUAAUUGAGACUAAUUUAUAGGAUUUAAAUAUUCUGUUUGUUCAUAAUAUAUUAUUGCAUUUAAAAUAUACAGAAAGAUUAGAAAUUCUCAGCAGGAACAUCUUUACACUUCUUGGUCUUUAUCACCACAGACACAACUAAGUACUGACAUAACCUAAAACAUAAAAUGUUCACCAUAUUAGAAUAUUAUAAACAAACAGUGAGUCUGAUGUCUACCACCUGGAUUCCAAAAUAUAUAAAGUAUCUAGCAGUCAAAUGGCUUAACCAAAGGCCAAACCAGUUUAUUAUACGACAAUAUAUUAUCACGUUUCCGUAUGGCCGUAUGGAUUCGCGAUCUUUUGGAUAUAUACAAUAUUUUAAGUUUCAUCAAAAUCGGAUCAAAAUUGUCCCCUCUAGAGGGUCCAUUAUAUUGAUGGGAAUAAACACAUGCGCCAUUUAAUCUGUUAAAGCUAAAAUUGAAAAUUGUAGCAAUAACAAACGUGACUAUACUUCAAAAAUUCAUAACUUUGCACAAAAUAAAAGUAUUUUGAUGAAGUUUUUUUAUUAUAUUCAUUUUCCUUUAUGUUCAUGGCCAGCUCUUUUAUCCAAUUUUUACAUAAUGUAUCUUUAACUUACUGAGAAGAGUAUAAAUUAUUUAACUUACUGAGAAGAGUAUAAAUUAUUUAACUUACUGAGAAGAGUAUAAAUUAUUUAACUUACUGAGAAGUAUAAAUUAUUUAACUUACUGAGAAGAGUAUAAAUUAUUUAACUUACUGAGAAGAGUAUAAAUUAUUUAACUUACCUCCUUUGGUAUUUGUUGGGACAAACCAUUGCCUGUACAUGUAACAUUAAACCUUAUAUAUUCUACUUUUUCAGGUCGGCAACAAACAUUAGUACCACCAUCACAGUAGCCUUCAUUACAUAGGGCUAUAGUCAUAACUUCAGAAUUACAUUCAGAUUGUUGACUGCUACGAGAAUAUUUGUAUGUUUGUUGGAAUGGACCUU
Patella vulgata (common limpet) is the source of this 9823-nucleotide messenger RNA. RefSeq names its product tetratricopeptide repeat protein 21B. Gene Ontology annotation, molecular function: protein binding. The transcript is spliced from 37 exons. Bases 92 to 4057 code for a protein of 1321 amino acids. Gene Ontology annotation, biological process: protein localization to cilium; intraciliary retrograde transport. The record is from RefSeq and is a predicted model, not a curated record. Gene Ontology annotation, cellular component: intraciliary transport particle A. Lineage: Eukaryota; Metazoa; Mollusca; Gastropoda; Patellidae.